AUGACUCCGAACCAGCAUCAUGUAGAGCUGCUGACGCCGACCAAUGCUGAGGCUGGCGGCUUCCAUCGGCGCACGGUCUUCGACCUCAAAACCGACCCGGACCAAGCCGACCGCGCCACGGAGAUCAAGCUCUUCAGUGCUGCGCGUCCUCACAUGCGCGCCUUUCACUUCUCCUGGCUGUCGUUCUUCAUCGCCUUCUUCGGCUGGUUCUCCAUCCCGCCGCUCAUGCCGACCAUCAAGAAGCAGCUCAAGCUGACGCCGGCGCAAGUGAGCAACUCGAACAUCGUGUCAGUAGCGAGCACGAUCGUCGGUCGUGUAAUUGCUGGACCCAUGUGCGAUAAGUACGGCGCGCGCACGGUUCAAGCCGUGCUUCUGGUGGUGGGGGCCCUCCCCGUGGCUUCGGCUGCCUUUGCUGUCAAUUACGGCGGGUUCAUGGUCGUGCGGCUCGUCAUCGGCCUUGUCGGCUCGUCCUUCGUAGCCACCGCGUACUGGUCGUCCGUCAUCUACCUCAUCACUCCACUGCUCUUCGACCUGGUCACUAUCGACGGCGCGGUGUCCGACAACUACGGCUGGCGAAUCACUCUCGUCUUCCCCGCCGUCUUCAUGGUGCUGGUGGGCGUGGCUCUGUAUUUCUUCACCGACGACUGCCCUCAGGGGAACUACGCCGACCUGAAGAAGGCGAACGCCAUGAGCAUCGCGGCCACCAAGCCCGAGAUCGACAUGAAGAAGGCUUUGUGGGCGGUAGCGAAGAAGCCUGCGACGUGGAUCCUUGCGCUCCAGUACGCUUGCUCCUUCCGCGUCGAGCUGCAGGUGCACAACGUCUUGAGUCUCUACUACUACGAGGACUUCAAGCGGUCGGACUGUGACCCGUCCACGGCUGCGGACGCCUGCCGCCUGCUGACGCAGACCAAGGCCGGUCUCAUCUCGUCGCUCUUCGGUCUCAUGUGCAUCUUCGCGCGCGCUGCCGGGGGCUACGCCUCGGACGUCGCUAACAGCCGCAUCGGAAUGCGAGGCCGCAUCUUGACGCAGUUCGUCGCGUUCGCAGGGCAGGCGCUGUUCCUGUACCUGUACAGCACGACGCAGCAGCUGGGGGCCAGCGUUCCGCUGCUUAUCGUCUUCGGCUUCUUCGUGCAGGCGUCCACCGGCACAACGUACGGCAUUGUGCCCUACGUCCUGCCAGAGUACACAGGUGCGACGUCGGGCAUCGUGGGCGCUGGCGGCAACGUAGGCGGACUAUGCUGGGGCUUCCUGUUCAAGGGAGUAGGCCAACGCGCCCUGUCCUUGAAGUACUUGAGCAUCUUAGUGGCGGUGGCAGCUCUGGCGACGGCGGGGACGCACAUCGACGGACAGGGCUCGGUCUGGUCCUCGGCCAAGCAGAAAGAGGAGAAGGAUGACACGUGCAGCGUCGCACCCACGGAGGGCGACGACAGCGUGCACCUCCCCACUCGCUCGGCCAUCUAA
Molecule: messenger RNA, 1461 nt
Organism: Phytophthora sojae
Lineage: Eukaryota; Oomycota; Peronosporomycetes; Peronosporales; Peronosporaceae
Exons: 2
Coding region: 1-1461 (486 amino acids)
Biological process (GO): transmembrane transport
Molecular function (GO): nitrate transmembrane transporter activity
Source: RefSeq, a predicted model, not a curated record